Solanum stenotomum is the source of this 1290-nucleotide messenger RNA. RefSeq lists its product as uncharacterized. NCBI's taxonomy places the organism in Eukaryota, Viridiplantae, Streptophyta, Magnoliopsida, Solanales, Solanaceae. Bases 1 to 1251 code for a protein of 416 amino acids. Gene Ontology annotation, molecular function: protein binding. The transcript is spliced from 12 exons. The record is from RefSeq and is a predicted model, not a curated record.
AUGAGUACUCCAGUUGAAGAAGUUUCUGCUCAUCUGAAAAAAUUCAACUACGAGGAUUGGAUUUCAAAGCUGGAUGCACUGUCGAUAUGGAUGUACGAUUUUGGCGACCAGCAUUUCCCGUCAACUAUAGAACAGAAAAUCUCUGACAUCGAGCAUCAAAUUGAUUUGUGCAUCAAAGUCCUCGAAUCAGUUCCUCAAGAGAAGAGAGAAUUAAAUCGUGAACGUGCAAUGUUCGAGUAUCUAAAAGGAAGAUUUUAUAAUGCAAUUCCGGAUGUUUAUAAGGAGGAAGCAGAGCGUCAUCUACUGAAAGCUACUCAAUUAGAUCCGCUUCUGCGGGAUGCUUGGAAUUGCCUCGGCUGUUGCGUUGCCAAGAAAGGAAAUUACCAAGAAGCUAAAGAAUACUAUCAGACUGCCCUUAAAAUGGGUGAAGAAAAUGCAGUAAUAUUACGUCAACUUGCAGACCUUGAACUGACGUUUGCACGAGUUGCUGAAAAUCCAGCCAAGCAGAUUGAUGACUGCAUCAAAUAUGCCGAAAGGACACACUCUCUGGAUGACAUGGAUGGAGGUUGUUUAUAUAUCUUAGGAUGUGGACAUUUCACUUCCUUUCUUCUGACGGGAGGAUGGGAUCACAAUAAUCUUCUUCUGGCAUUAGAGGCAUACGAAAAAGCUAAGAGAAUUGAUGCAAUGAAGUCAAACCCACAUCUUGAAUACGACUGUAGCAUGGUGAAUAGAUAUCUGGAGAACUACAAGAUGUCUCUAACUGGAUUUUCAGAUGCUGCAUUAAAGAAUCCUGCUAGUGACGCUUUACAUCAAGUGAAAGUGACAAUCCAGCUUCUUGACAAACUAAAAGGAUUACUUCAGGUUAAGCGUAAUGACAAGAAAAAGGGGAAGAGUAAGCAAAAGAGUAAGGGAAAGAGUAAAGGAAAGAGCACAGAAACAAGCUUGUCUGCCCUGAUCCAGUCUCUUCCUAAUAUUGAUCUGAAUCCUCUAUACAACAGAGCAACCACAGAUCUCUUAACUGAAGGCCCUAACAAACAGAUUGCGGUAAUAGCAGCAGUACGUUGUUUAGUUAAAUAUGAGUAUAAAGCUCCAGUAUACUAUAUGCUCUGUGACUCUGAUGAGAACAGUUUUGUACUUACAGUGUUCGGCAUACAGAAGGAAGCAAUUAAACAAGGAGAUCAGGUCACAGUAUUGGAGCCCCUUUGCAAAGUUAUUGAUUUUGAAUGGGAAGGAAAGGUAAACUCGUUAUAAUAUCUGUGGUAUUUCUGAUGCAAUGCUAUUACAAAGAUG